GCUGCGGUCUUUCGAGGCAAGGCUCCACGGGCGACGGCUGCUCAGUCAGGGAUCUCGUUUGCAUCGUGUCGGUUCGCGAGGACUUGGGUGCCAUCGCGAGCGGUACGAAAGAGAGAGAGAGAGAGAGAGGAUCAACGCGCACCCGUCGCUCCGUCUAUCCUCCUCCCACCCCCUCUCUCUCUCUUCCAUUCCCAUUCUCCGCCGCCCAUCGGCUCGGAGUGUGUCGUGUCCGCUACCGUGCGCGCGAGUGUCGUGAUUUUCGCGAGCGAGCGAUUCCGGGACGAAAAGGGACGUCCACCUCGCCUCGACCACGCAUGUGUACGUGCGCCCGCGUACAUGUGUACAUACGCGUAACGGCGCGUCGUCGCGCGAAAAGAAGAGAGAAGGAACGGCCGGAAGUAGGAAACCCGUCGACGGCGGACGUGCGCUUUUAUUCCCUCCUCCUACUCCUAUCGUCGCUCUCUCUCCCCGUCUCGCUCUCCCCCGCGCUCCGCCCGCUCGCGCUCUCCUUCUCCCAGCUCCUCGCGCGCGCGUUCUCUCCUCGGUCUCUCGCGUCGGUUCCCUCGUCUCGUCGACGGCCGUCGGGCCGCGCCGAGAGCCGCGCCUCCUGGACUCGCGCGCCGCCGCCGAAAACGGCCAUCCUCGCCAACGCCGGUGACAGUGUGUCAUGUUGUGCCGCUGCUCGAGUGCUGUGCCCGUCGAUCGCCAUCCUCGUCGCGAGUCCCCGUCGUGCCGUCGGCAACGCCUGUGACUGUGACCGUGACUGUCGUGCCGUUACCUCUGCCUCUGCCUCUGCCUCUGCCUCUGCCUCUGCCUCUGCCUCUGCCGUUGCCGUCGUCGCUGCCUCCUUGAGAUGUGUGCCUCGUCGAUGCGCUCGCCUCCGCCCGCGAGAUGCUGAAUUAAAUGAUGGUGCUAAGGGAUCCCACGGAUAAGGAUGAGGGAAAGGACACCCUCUGCCGACGAUACCCCGAAAAGGGCUCCACCGGCACCAAGCAGAGAGGCGGUCGUAGCUGGUAGCGAGACAUCGAGCGACGACACAAUCGAGGCUUAUCAUACGGCCAAAUUACACGGCAUCUCUUCGGUAUCCGGCGCGACAUCGUCCGCUGACAGAAUGGUAGCGUCGAUGCAGAGCUUGGAGGAUCUGGCCGUCAACCACCCUGCCAAUGCGACAGGUAGCAACGGCGAUCGUCAGCAACAACAGCAGGAACGAUACGGUUACAGAUCGUCGGCGCAGACCGCCCAGGACAAGCGAUCACGACUGAGUAAUGUCAUCAAUAACCUGCGUAAGAAGGUGCCCGAUGGAACUGCUAAAGGAAACGCGGAAUCGCCUAGAAAAGAGGAGGACGACCGCAAUAGCGUCGAAAGAAAUCUAGAGACGCUUGAGAAAUAUGUAAUGACAGUGCUGAAUGGUGUGAUCAAGGAUGAUGAGGAAGAGGACAAAGGAAAGAGCGCGGAAAAGAUGAAAGAGACGGAAAGGCGAAGAAAAGACGCUGAAGAGGAAGAAAAUCCGACUGGUACGACGGUUAAACCCGAGCCUUCGAACGAAAGUGAUAUCGAAGCUGCCGUGGUACCAUGUUUGGAGGAUUCCUCCAUGGUCGAAAAUGCCGAAUCUUCUAAGAUUAUAAGCUGUUUGACAAAAGGAGUAAUAGAAGAGAGUGUAGAAGUUUCGGAGAUCAAAAUUAGUCAGGAUUCAAAGGAACUGUUAACGAGGACGGAGGAACAUGUAAACGUUGAAAAAGAAAAGUCAUUUGAAAGUGAUCGAGAUAUUUCAAGAGAGAAGAAGGAAAAUCAAACUCUGGGCACAAUCAUAAUGGACAGGUUAAGCGAACAUCAAGUUGAAGAGAGGGCGAAUGUCGACGAUGGCAGAGGGAGAGACCGACGCGAUGAAUGCGUGGUUUCAGAAAACGUAGAAGUGCAAGCGAUCUGCAUAGAAUUAUUGGACGAGGUGUUAAAUGAUGUCUAUCUAACGAUCGACAAUCAAAAGAGCCAGAGAGAAGAAUGUGAGAAAAUGAAGGAACUUAUCGACACGAUUGAGUCUAAGGUAGAGGAAAUCAAGGAUUCGAACGUCAGCUCAGCUCAGGAAUUGAAGAGCUUGCAUUGCAGUCUACCUUUAGAUAAGGUCGCGUUUGUGCUUCAAAAUUGUCAAACCAGCGAAUCUACGACCUCGGUGACCUCGCGGCUCUCUUCAGGAUCGUCUUCUAAUUCUUCAUCGGCGCAAAAAUCAAAGUCAUCCUCUUGCACUCCACCUGUUAGACUCCUUUGUCUCUACUGCGAUAGGAAAUUCUUAUCUAUAUCUCUGCGACAGCGACAUACGGAAAGAGUGCACCAAUUUGGUGGCAGGAGAUCGGAAAGAAACAUCCGGAAAUCUUCUCAAAAUUGUCAGUAUUGUUCGGAAAAGUGUGCCGAUACUCUGGAGACGCUAUUUCAGCAUAUGAUCAGCAACCAUGGAGAUAAAUAUCACGCGUGUGUUCAAUGUUUGACAAGGUAUCCCACUCGGGAAGCUCUAAUGGGACACAUGAACGAGAUGCAUGGCGGAAAUACGGAGAGGACCACCGGUCAAACUCAGCCGGAGAAAAUCAAAGAAGGCUCGUCCUGUAAGGAAUUCUGCAACCGUGAUAUGAUAAAAGUAUCAUCAGUUAAAGAAAGAAGAUCCGAGGAAAAGGAAUUGGAGACAAGUCAAGGUGACAGUCGACAGUCAGACAGCAGCCGAUCAAAACUCAUCGUGACACGGGAUUCCAUCGAUAAUCCGGUCAGCCCUGAGUUUGAUAGUUCUUUUUAUAGCAAUGUGAGCUGCAAUAUCCGCGAGAACCUGUUACAUCAUUUAGAUGGCAAGUUGCAGACAAUUGGUGGCGGCUCACCAUCGUGCGCACCUUCGGUCACUGUCUCUGGUACAACGACCACGUCGACAGAAUCAAAAUCUCAGCAGCAGCAACAAUCGCCGCAACAAUCGUAUUAUGAACAUAACGUCAAUCAGAUUCAGUUUCCUAUCGAUAUCUCGCUAACUGCGGCGACGCCGGUUUAUAGCAAGGACUACUCGGCCGGCGAAGAAUACGAAAACUCGAGUGAAUAUGCGCGUAAGGCAGGUAAAACUAGUAGCAGUUCGCGGCCGCGCCGAGUCUCCUUCGAGAAGUACAACUUUCCGCGCAAGUACGACGGUAAAGAACAAUGGACGUGCUCGAUCGAGGACCUCAGCAAGUUUGACAUUUCUACGCAGCUAUCACUUCGGAAAAAGCAGCAGCUGAUCAAGGAACGUCUCACUAUUAACAGGUUACAUCAAACUUUGUUAUCCUGCGAGACUACUGAAGUAUCUCUUCGCGAUCAAGAACAAGUUGAAUCUAUUGUUGAAACAACAGCGAGUAGUCAAAAUAAUGUCGAUGAAAGUUACAAUGUCGACGCGGCUUCCGCGACUCUUGACGUUGUUCGCUGCAACCCUGGGGAACCGCCUCCAAGUGAGAAGGAGAUGACGACGGAAGAAUUGUCUUCGACUUCGUCACCGUGUCUAACAAAAUCGUUUAGUACUACGGAAUUCACCAUUGAAUUUAUAGAUUUUAUGAGACUGAAGAGGCGAGAACCAAGUAGUAAUGAAACUGCCAAUAUCGAGAAGAUUAGCUAUGCGGAAUUAAGUGGCGAGUGGUCGCGAACACGAAUCUAUAUAUGCGGGGCUUGUGGUUCCAAACACAUGACGCUAAAAGAGAUGGAGGAUCACAAGGCUUCCACGCACCCGCGCGUCCUAUGCUCGCACUUCGAGCUGACCGGCGAUCAACGCGAGCACUACAAGCAUCUGUAUCUACCUGGACGAAGCGCGCCCACCGAUGAAGCGCGCGAUGCCAUGCUCGCGGAAACGAUGUGCACCAAGUGCACCAAGACCUGCCUGAACGUGGCUGAGCUGCAUCGUCAUAUGUUGGAAUGCGGCGGCGAUCACGCCUGGUUGCUCGGCCUCACCGGCAGCGGCAAGAGGAAGUGCAAGUGGCGGCCGUUCGGCAGCCGCAGCCGUCGACGACGUCAGCGCGGCAUGAAGAGGAACAUACAGAACUCGCAAACACAGCCGCGGAUCGUCAACACGGAACGGCCCAAAGAAAAGCAAGCACCGGCCGGACCCAGAGUCCGACCGAGCGACCGCGAGAGUAUUCAGAAAAUGCUAGCUAAUCUCCCGGCUAAGAGGGCCACGAGGAAAGUUUUACAGGACAAUGUGAUGCGAUCGCAAAGCAAGCUACGUAACGUGCAGACCAGAACACGGCCACGCAUAAUCGGCGACAAUUCGUCCGUGUCACGAAUCUCGCGUAACAAAGCCGCUCUGAGGAACAAAUUGCUGAAGAACGCCAAAUCAAUUCAGCGGAAACGCUGUCGAAGCGACAACAUAACCGCAGUGAUCGAAAGCGUCGUGAAGAACUAUCAUGAGACCGAAAAGAAACUGGAUGAUGAUGACAGCAAAAAUGCUGGAGCCGAAAACGAGAGUAAGAAAGAUGCCAAAGAGAUCAACGAGGUUUUCUUGGCCAGUAAGGUUUCAGAUUCGGAAAAUAAACCCGUUCGUUCAAAAGUAGGACGACCUAAAAUUUUUGGCAGAAAAGGAAAUAUAAAGACGAAAACGGGUAACAAUUCUCAAUUUCAAUGUAAAGCUGGCGAUAAGCUAGUGAAUUUAAAAGCAAGACGUAAAUCUGUAAAGUUUAAGAGCAAUGCUAUUUCGAAGGGUGAUGCGAAAGGUGAGGAAACGUCCUCUCCAAAGAAUAUACCAAAGAACUCGAAGAUGAUGUCGGUCGAUAAAAACAACACCAGUCCUGAUAGCAAAAGAAUAUCAACAGCUCCUGGAAUAAGGGGUAAGAGUAAAUUGACUCAAAGUACACUGAAAAGGAAACGUCCUGUGGAUCCGGUGGCGUCUUUGAAUGCCUCCCUUAAAGCGAAGUCGCAGUUACGAACGCAAGACGGCAAAUUCGCUCGAAAUCCAAAUAAGAAUUCAUCAACGAAAUCGGAAAUGAAAAUGAGCGAUGGAAAACAUAAGGCUGCCAAUUCAGUCGAAAUUAAAUCGCUGAAGUCUAAAACGAUUCAAAAGUUAAAGAAAGACGAAGUACUACCACGAAGAACCACCCGGCUAUCGUCAGACAGCGACAAGAUGCCGACUUUAGAACCAGUGAUGCAAAUUGUGUCCUCUAACGAGGAAUAUACCGAUAAAUCGACGAACGAUCUGCCCAUCUUGUCACCGGUGACAUCAUCAGGAUCUCUUCAGGAUCAGAAAACACCCCGAACUUUCGCAAAAUAUGUUUUAAAAGAGAAAGAGAGUAAUACCGAAAUUAAUACUGAUUGCGAGGUUAUACCGGAGAAAAGUAUGAAGGAACAAAAACCGACGCGGGGACGAAAGCCGAAACAGGAAUCGAAAGAUACGAUGAAACGGAAGGAGAUCGAGAUAGUUGAAGAAGACAAGAUUUCUAAAAACAACACAAUGAUGCUUAAAGGGAGAAAAAUAAAAAACAAGAAAAAUUUAUAUAAUAAAAUUACUAAUAAUGGUGAAAAUAAUAAAGAAGGAACAUCAAAGGGUGAGAUAAUCGCUAAAAAAGAUUUAAAAUCUAGAAAAGAAGAAACGACAAAAAAAACUCGAACCAACUGGAAAAGAUUCAGAAGAUCAUUCUCAGAAAAGGAUUCUAUGAAACUGGCAACUUUUCCAUUUGAAGUACAGAAACUUUUGAAUUCGGUUAGCAGUUUUACAGGUAUCUUGGAUACGUUAGAGCUCGAAUCUAAGGAUACUGACUCAAAACGCAAUCUGAGACAAUGGCUUGGCAGGACGCCAAGAUCGAAACUAGACUUACGAGACCACAUGAAUGACAGCUGGAAGAAAUGGAAGAGGCAAUGCAAGAGGCUGGGGAUAGAAACAAUUAGGAAAUCAUCCAGGAAAAACGUUGGGAAGAAAACCGGCAAAAUGAUGAAAACGAUUAAUUUAGAAAAGGACUCGAUUAACAACACGAUUACUAAAGACACGACUAAUAAUGUUGAAAAAAGUCAGUCAAGUAAAAAAGACAGCCACGCAAACACGAAGAUUAAGGAAAUCAAUAACCCUGAUAUUGAGGAUAAAAUUGACAGCAGACAGACGAGAAGAUCAUUGAUUGAUGCGAAGAGUGAGCCUUCAGAAAUUGCAGGAAGUAGCUCUCAAAAAGGCAGCGGUUUAUUUGGGAAACGUCGCAGUCGCAACAAAUCGAUUGAUGAUCCUGAAGAAAUUAACGUACGUGCGAUGCAAAAACAAAAUAACGAUGAAAAUGUUAUGCUGAAAGAAGUCCAGAAGGAAGAAGAAGAACUCGAAGAAGCCAUUGAUAAAAACGAAAUCGAAGGCGAUGAUAACAGCAAUUCUGAUCGUGACUCGGCGAUGGUGAAUCUUAGUCUGAAUCACUUGCAAUCUGAAACAAGCAACUUAUCUAUCGAUAGCGGUAAGGAGAAUUCUUUGGAAACUUCCGUAAACAUUCACAACAAAUUGAAAGUAACGAGACCUAAAAAAACAUGGGGCGCACGUCGAGAGAGAUCAUCGAGGAAGAGAUCUUUGAACAACGUUAUUGGCAUUCUGACGGAAGGUAUAAAUAUUCCCGUGGAACAGAGCGUGCAGGUGUUGACGGUUCAAACUAGUCUAGACAAUCCGGACAGAGUGGCGCGUAAUGGAAAUACGCAACAAUCCGUUGGUAGCGAGAAUAAUAUGAUCGCAGUGGAUUCAGCAUUCAGCGAAUUAUCAGUUCUCGCUAGGAAUGAGCAGGAAUCCGCAGAGAAUAAAGUUAUAUCGACGAAUGCAAACGAUAAUCAACAUGCAGAUAAUGAAAAAAACGCUCAUCCCUGUAUUGAUAAUGCACAGGAUGAAAAUAAUUUCACGGAUCAGAUCGACAUAUCGUCGAAAGUCUCGACCGCCAAGAUGCAUUCACCAACCAACGAUAUCAUCCUCGAUCUGUCCAGGAGAAAACCUAAGGGUAAAGGUUCUUUCUUAGAGAAGAUUGUGUCAAAGAUAGCGAAACAAAAGGACGCUUUGUUGGAGGGUGAGGUAGGUUCCCUUCUGGAUAAUGCCGCUGAUGAGUUGACUAGCAUUCUCAACGAAGUCGGUCCUGCUUUAGUCGACAACGCAGAAAGCGCGAAUUUUGGCGAGGUAAGUUAUACUACUACAAAGAACGAGAAUGAAAGUAUAACGAGUACAUCUACCGAUAAAAAACUGCCGGUAAUUGUUACUUCUGAAAUCCAAUCGUUACAAGACGAUAUAACUAAUAUCAAGAGUGCGACUUCCAACCAUUCAACGGAUUUGUUGGUAAUUCAAGAUAACCUUGAAGGAAAUUUAACGAAGAUUGAAAUGCAAGCUCAGAGCAUGAAUCAAAAUAAAAUAAAUGAUGUUUCAGAUGUUGAAAUUAAAGAUAACUACAUCAUAGAUAAACAAGCGAGUGAUACAAUGCGUUCCGUUGAAGAAUUGCAAGUUGAAUUUUGCGAGAAUAAAUCAGCAACAAAUGAAGAAGCAAUUAUUCCAAUGGAGAUUCCAGAUGAGACUCCAUCAUCAUUAACAGAUACCUUAACGGAAAUUUCCAUUUCAUCAAUUACGACACAAAAAUUAAGUGUAGAGAAACUUGAAAAGAAAACAAGUGGCAUAAAAUCCAGAAGAAAAUCUAGCAAAAGAUCGCUGGAGGAUGCAAGUUGGCCGAAGAAAAGCAAAAGAAAAUCAUUAGAAAUCGAUCAAGAGCUUGCUGAAAAAAAUAUACAGAAAGAUUGGUUUGACGAUGUUAUUGUGACCAACUCCAAGCAAAAAGAGAUGUUCAGUGUUGGACAUGAGCUUGCCGAAAAAGUGGAUGAAACUAUAAAAAUUUCAAAAAUAGAUGUUGAAGUCGAGAAGCUUCAAUGUAGUGAAAGCAAAAUUAUCAAAGACUUGGAGCUAUCUUCAAGUUUAGAAAAAAUCCUCGCAGAAGAUGAAGAAUCAAAUUUAGAGAAAUUGGCCAAUCUUCCAGAAGCGGCUUAUGAAGAAACGAAUGAAUUAACAACAAGCUUUAAAGAAACCGUUGAUAAAAUAAUUUCCGAUGGAGAAACUAACGUUCGAUCGAUAGAAUUGAUCGAGGAAGGCAUCGAAUCGUCAACAUUAUCCUUGAAGAAAACUGUUAAAAGCGGGAAAUUUACAGAUAGAACUCAGAAGAAAAACCAAAAAAUCGAUGAUGCAAGCGAAUUUUCACAUCGACGUACGUCAAAGAGAAAAUCACAAUUGCUUUCAGAUGUUCUUCAACCUUCUAUGAAGCCCGUUAAUGAGGAAAAAAAGCUGUCACCUUCAUUACCCAAAGGAGAUUCUUUGGAAUUCACUGAUGAAAAAUUAAUAAAAGUCGGGACUACUAAUGAGAAUUCAGAUGUUUCUUUAGAAGAAACCGUUUAUUCAGUGCAAAUAACAUCUGAGAAAUAUGAGGAAAUUCAAAAUGCAGAUGGUUCAAGUCUCGUUAAUUCAACAUCAUCAGAAACAACAAAGAAACAUGAUUCUAACGAGCAAUUAUCUGUUGACUUGGAUCAUUUCAAGGUACCAGAAGUGAAAGAUCUGUUGCAGAGCGGUAAGAAACGAGGCCCGAAAAAGAAGUUGCCGCCCGAGGACGAUCGCUAUAAUGGCGAAAGUGUUUCCGAAGAAUCUCGGAUAAACGAAGAACUCGCAGAAGUUAGCGAAAUGUCUAAUUUAAUCGAGAAAGUCGAAGAGCAAGUAGAAUGUAAGAAACAUAUUGUGCGAGAACAAUCAAGCAGGAAGAAGCUUGAAAGAUCAAAUUCUUCAAGUUCAAUUGGGUUUAUUCCAUCUCUAGUCAAGACAAGAUCCAUGUUCAAAAAGAAGGCGCAGCUAUCGAGCGAGGAUCUUGCCGUUUCCAACACUCGUAAUCAGGAUGCUGAAAGUACAGACGAUCUAUCCGAAAGCUCAUGCGUUAGCGAGUCCAGCUAUUUCCGGAAGAAGCGAUUUGCUAAGAGAAAGAGGAAGGAGGAAAACCUAGUUGGCGAUAAUGACGAGCAAGCAGAUUCGAUAAUUGUAAAGUGUAAUGGAAAUUCGAAGAACCCACAAAACGCUAAAUCAUUACUAGAUGAACACCUUGAUCUUUCUGAUGUGGACGACAUCGAGAUUCCGAUGGAUAUCCAAGCUUCGUUAGAAAACACAAAAGCUUUGGAGAACAUCGAGCGAGAGUUUGAACUCGCUGAGAAAUCUUUAGCUUUACAAAAUGAGGACGCAGAUGAUAAACCAAUGGCAGAUGAGUCUGCAAACAAAGAUAUCACCACAGAGCAAUCAGUAUCAAAUAACUAUGAUUCUCCGGAUGAUCCGGUUACUCCGAAGAAACGCGCGGCCGGUAAUUUCGUUGUAGUGCACACAAAAACCGGUGAAAUUCUAAUAGUAGAAAAGAGAAAAAAGCUAACAAAGGAGGCGGCUAGAUUUUUUUGCGAUGUGUGUGCCACUAGUUUUACUCGCAAGAGUUCCUUGAAGAAGCAUACAUUAUCACAAUCUCAUUUGUCGCAGAUGGCGAAAUCUACCAAAGAUAAACUCGAACUUGUUAACAACGGCACGUCCGAAAAUAAUAAAGAAAUCGACGAAGAAAAAAAUAAUCAAGUGAGCGAGUGUGAUACGAAGAAUGUUUUAGACGAUGCUCAAUCGCAUGAAGUCACUCAGAAGUCCUUGGAAUCGGAUGAGAAUUAUGUUUCUUAUAGAACUAGCACAGAAUCUUUGGUGAAUAUAGGAGUAACGAGGCAGGAAGCGCUGGAAGAUAAAUUGCUGGACGAGGAAAUCUGCAAGAUCACCGAAAACAUGAGCCACGAUGAAUAUGUUCUGACUGAUCAAGUGACGCCGGAGGAUCCAGUAUCAUCGUCUACUCCUAUCAAACAGAUUCAGAAAAAACAAGAAGAACCAGGAGGUAAAAAUGACGAUAAGAAACGCAAUAAAUCGAAGAAGAGGAAUCUAGCGGAAGAGCAUUUGAUCUUGGAAUCUCCCGAGUUAAAAGGAUCAAAAUUUGAUUCGAAUGAGCCUCUGAAUUCGGUUAAUGAUCUUGAAUGGAGCUCUUCCUCGUCAUCGUGCGAGCAUAAUUCGACAAAAGAAAUUAUACAAAUAGUAAAAGAAGCCAAAGACGUACUUGAAGAAAUUCAACAUGCAGAUUCAGCAGAAAUAAAGAAUCAGGCAGAAUCGAUUGUUAAAUCUUUAAAUGAUGAAAUAGGCUGUUCGAAAUUAUUAUGUGACACUGACGCGAAAGGUGAACAUCAUAUAGAAUCCACAAGAACUACAAGGAGCCGCACAAAUAUAGGGCGAACCCGUGAGUUGUUAGCCCUACAGUCGGCUGCCUAUUCUGUAGAUGAUUUAGAAAAUGAUAUUCGAGAUAAAAAAACAAGUACGAGGAAAUUCUACAAGAUAGAUAAUGAUAGAAAGGAAGAGAAUCAAACUUCAACUGAAAUUACUCGAUUCAGUUUGAGACCAAGAAGAAAUAAAAACAUUCAACAUUACGAGGAGUCUGACGUAGAAGCUGAUAUAUAUUUUAUGAAUGUUUGUAUGGAGUUAAACAAUGAUGAGAUAGAAAAUAGCUGCGAGCCACAGAAGAAACCGAACGAAAUGGAAAAAGAAAUAAUCGAGAACGUGUUACAGGAAAUGACAUACACUGAUAUUAAAAAUAAAGAUACGGAAGCCGCAAAAUCAAAGCCAGACUCGACUAACGACAUUAAAAAAAGAAAACGUGGUAGACCGAGACUUAAAGAUCGCACCAUUCCGAAUUCAAGUGUUACUUUAGCUCAUUCAGAAUUGGAAAUUAAUGAAAAUGAUAUCGCUACAAAUAGUUUCGAAGAAUCAAAAAGCAAAGAUCAAGAAUUAAUUUCUCAUACCAAAGAUAAUUUUGACGAAGCCAGCAAGGCGCCAUAUAUUGAUGCAAAUAUCCAGCCUUCUAAACGUAGAGGCAGACCUAGAAAAAAUCCUGUACAAGUCGAAAACAAUUUAUUAAUACAAGCAGAAGAUUCUAGUAUCGCCGAAUCGAUGAAAUCAAAAUGCAAUGAAUUAAGAGAAAAUACAGAACAGAUUGAAUCUGAAAUGCUGCUCAUCGAAAAAGCUACUUCGGUCACUUUGACAGAUUCUUUGACAUCGAAUGUUGAGUCUUUGCCUGUUGUUGAAGAUUACAUUCGAGAAUCUAAUUUAUCAGAAACGAAAAGAGAUGAAUUGAAAGUUGAAGAAAAUGAAAUUCUAUUCACCAAAAUGAAUAGUUCUGAAAACCAGUCAGUACAAGAAAUAGAAUCUACAAACAUCAAGAUAGCUGACACCGUACUCGCAAAGAAUUGCGAUAUGCUUGCUCUCAACGUUCCAUCAGAAAAGAAUAAAGCUGCCGAUACAUCAAUACUAUCGGAGAUGAAGAUAUGCGCUGAUGAUGAAAAAUAUCAAUCAGAAAAUAAAUCUGAUCACAAUGAUACAAGUGCAAAUGUUUUAAUUAAUUCAACAGUCGAAGCUUUAGCCGAAUUUUCUCCAGAAAUUAUUGAAAAUGUAUCAACUAUAAAUGAUGAUGUACAAUCGGUCAAAUCCAUUAGAGCAAUCGAACUUGAUGAAAGUUUCGAGAUUCAGAAGCCGUCGAAUAUUUCAGAAGAAAAACAAAUCGAGUCAAGAGAGGAACUUUCAGAGAUGGAAAUAUUCCAAAAAGAAACGAAGCUUGUAUCGGAAUCAGAAGGCCACGAAGAUGAAGUUAUUGAUGAUAAAUCUCUUCCCAUCACAAAUGUAGGACUAACCCGCGAGUUAUUAGCCCUACAGUCGACUGCUUACCCUAUAGAUUUAGAAAAUGAUAGUAUUCGUGAUAAAAAAACAACUCGAUUGGAAUCGUCUAGUAAGAAAUUAUCGAGAAGUUUACAGUCGGCCAACAAAGAACGAGAAACUAGUCGUAAGAAAUCAAAAGUCUCUCGAGGUAGAAGGAAAAAAGUCACCGCAGCCAAGAUCGCUGAGAUAUCGAGCGACAGUGAGAAUGAAGUUGAUGGAAUUGAAUCUGCUUCUUCGAAUAAAAGCAAAAUUGUAAAGAGCGUGUUUGGCAGAGUAUUCGGCGGCGAGAAAGCGGACAAGGUGAAGGAGGUACUGAAUGACUGGGUAUCGCGAUCGGAAGACGACUCGGACAUAUCUAGAAGCACUUCCGAAGCGAGAUCCUGCUUACGCGGUCCCAAGAUCUCCGAAAAUGGACACAAGAAGGAUAAGAAACGCCAUUCGGGAAUUCUUACGGACUCUGACACGAAAAAGGAUACCGAGCUCUCUCCUAGAAAAAAUGGAAACGACAAAGGCAUUAUCGAGGUUCACGGCAAAUUAAAGAACCGAAAGAAACGGGAGAAAGAUUUUAACUCAAUGUCUGAGGAUCGUAUCGAACCACUAUUACCCAUUAACUCAGCUAAGCGAAGACAUCGAGAGAGCAAGAUUAGAGCGGAUGAGAGAAUAUUCAGAACCUUCGACGACGAGUCGCUAAUUCUUUCGGAAAGUGAAGAAAAUGUGAACGAAAUUAAAGAAACGAGCAAUCAGUUUGACGAUGAUUAUAUGAACAAUAAAAAUGACGAGUCAAAAAGAUACUAUGAGGAAGAAUGGAAUGAGGAGCGAAUGAAAGAUAGGAAUUCAAUUUCUGUGGACUGUGAAAAUCUUCAAGUCGAUCACAACACUUAUGGAAAGUCGAAAAAUAGUUCCAGCUACCGUAAAAAACAGGAUACUAAUGCGAGAAACGAGCGUUCUUCUUCACCUUCGCAGUUCAACAUGUUCAAAUGCAGACGGAGAGAAAGUAAGAUUAAGGCCGGCGAGAAAAUCUGGUAUACUCUUGAUAAUGAGACUUCAUCGUGUCUGUCCGACGAUCAGGAUUUCAGUGAGACACAUAAGAAUUUCAAGGAACGAGAAAGUGGAUUUCAUGAAUUUGGAGAUGCGGAUCGUUCGAAUAAUUCAAAGAAUAAAGAUAAACAUAAAGAUAAUGACACUUGGAAAAAUAUCAGUUUAAUAAAUCAAGAACAAAUUGAAGCGCAAAAUGCACGCGGCAAAUCAAGAAAGGACUCGAAUAAUCAUAAAAAACAGAAUUUUAAUACAAUCGGAAUCGGCAAGACAAAAGCGGAUAAUAUGAUUUCAAAAAAUUCUGAUAAUGACUUAUUGAUUGCUUUAAAAAAUCAAAAAACAAAGAACGAAAUGCAAAACGAUCAAGCGACUCGAUCUACAAAUGAAUCGAUAAACCGGUCGAAGAAUCUAAUUGUCACCGAUAAUAUUUGUGAAUUUUUCGCAGAUAUGAAUCAUCAGUUAACGAAUUCCAGAAAGAGCAAGAGGGGAGCCGUUAAUGAAGACUGGAAAUAUUCAAUGAAAAGUCUGGAAUUGGAGAAGGAAGAUCUCGCGAAGGAUCAACCGAUAGAGAAGGAGAUUAGACAGAAGCACGAGGUAUCUACAACGUUAUCGCGUAGCUGUAGCAAUUUGGCAGGACUAACUAUGAAAGAUCAAUUCGCCGAGCUCGAGGAAAAUUCUCAGGCAAUUCGGGAAUCCGAUAAUGACGGCAACAAUGACGAGGAGGAAGAGCAGGAAGACGACGACGAUGAUGAUAAUGAUCUCGGACGUCGAAGAAUGUCACCAUUCUACGCUUGCGAGACUCCCGACAGCUCGAUAGAAAGUAGCUCUAACAAUGAGGACGAUGAGGAGGAAGAAGGCGAAGAGGAUGAAGAAGAAAGAAUGACGCACGAAGAUACUUCCAGAAAGACGAAUCCUAGCGAGUUUUCCGGGGAAAAAAUUGUUAUCAGGUCGCCGUCAUCGGGUCACAGGUCAGAUGUGGUAACGAUCGCGCCCACGGACGCAAUCGAGGAUAACGCUUUGGAUGUACCAAGGGAGAUUGAGUCGACGGCAGAACCGCGACAGGGCAAGAUUCUAAACUUUGACGAGGAGCUCUUCGUGGAAUGUUGUUCGAGACUGAAGGCCACCAGUGAGAACGAACUGAGAGGUGCGAAGAAGAUUAAACUGGAUCAUACAGAGUCUUAUCAUAGACGAGACGAUCAGCCGCAAGGAUUCAAAGUUAAUAAAGACCGAUGGAGAGAUGUGGAAAGUCAAAACAGCCUUGGUAGUCUUUUGGAAUCGGUAAAUCAAUUGCUUGGCGAGGAGAUGUGCAACAGUCACGACAGAAGCUAUCGAACGCGAGGAAGCGAGCAAUCGAGCAGAUCCGCCAGUCCGGACGCAUCGCGAGUUGACAACCUCGGCUACGAGGACAGUUUGGACGUAGCCUUUGAACAUAAUAACAAACUCCGAGACAAGAUUCAGCAGCGUAUGAGAGAAAGCGAGAAUCUGAUAGCUAGCACAUUCGGUCAGAAGAUCAACGAUAAUGAUCAUCCGAGCGACAAUGAUCAUAAACGAUGCAGUAUCGGGAACUCAUAUUCUUCGAGUAUACACGAACACGAACAAUCUACCUCAAUCGCAUCGAAUAGAGAGCGUAUACCGUCGCCGGGACAUAAGAAUAAGGUGAAUUCGACUUUAGGUGGUCUGCUGGACAAGGCAUUGUCUAAUUUAUUGCACAGCAACAGCAAACAUGACCACAACGGAUCCGCUCCAAUGAAGCUAUUGGCAGAACUGGCUUGUGCACGAGCUCCUACUUCCACGUCGCCGGAGGAUACCACGAACAAUGGCAAGAAUCAUCAAUCGGUGAAAAUCGCCGUGGCGGUGGCGGCGGCAGCUGCAGCAGCAGCGACAGCGACAGCGACUAAAGAUACCUCGGAUUUGUCGAAGAAACCGACGAAGGGAUCGGCGAUAACGUCAAAAACAUCCUUAACAAAGAAAACAAGAAACCCUAUCAAAGAGCUAUUUGAACGCAAAAAAGAAAUAAACGAUAGAAAGGAACAGGAACGCUCAAAAACUACGCUCGUGGAGUUAAGCAUGCAGAAACCACGCAAACCGAAGAGGAGUAAGAAGCAACAACAACAGGAGUUUCCGCUGAUUCGUAGAAACGAGUUAUACGGUGGUAUGAUGGAGAAGAAGAAGCGUCGCAAUUCCUUCGAUCGAAAAGGGGAAUCGGAAAGGAUAAAGGACGUGUACGAAUUUGACGAAGAGGAAAGCCAAACAGCACCCACUUUGGGUAGCGUGUUGUCUUAUAGGAGCCAAGUUGACAAGAGUUAUGAGACCAACUGGCCGAAGAAAGAUCUCGAUGGAAAGCUUAGCACCGCGUCAGAGAACGGCAAGACCAAUUGUAUCGCGGACACAAAGUUAGGCGUUAUAAUCGAUCAUAAGUUUCAAGAAUUGGAGAAGUUUGCGCCCAAGACAAAAGGCGCUUUGAAAUCGUUCCAGAGCGAAGAACAACAGCAGCAGCGAGUUACCGAUUCAAUCACCGGACCGAUGGACGAUUUUGUAGAAAGAAAACAGCAACGCUUGAAACGUCUUGAGCAGAGCGUCAAACAAUCCAACAAACUCAAAAAGCGAGGUAAAAGUUCAAAAAAACGGGCGAGAAAUGCGUGGUAUGAGAAUGAUAGCUCGGACGAAUUUAGGACGGCUGCGAAAGCGGAAGAUGUUGGUGUCGGUAUUUCGAAAAGUCAACGCGCAUGCUCGAAGGGCAAACAGAAUCUCUUUGCGGAAUUGUCGACAUCAUCUGAGAGUGAAUACGAACGGGAGGACGACGUUGAUUAUGGAAUUGCGAAGGAACAACAAUCUCUGUCAAAGUCGAGAAAGAGUCUGAAGAAACAGCUUGACAUCGACAACAUGAAUUGUGAUCAACAAUGUGAUGUAAUCAAUGAAUCCAAAUUCGAUAACGAGAAUCUUGCGAAUUGUGAUUGGCAGAAUCAAGUGGUGCAGAAGGAUGCUACAAAGAAGGAUUACAAUGCUGCAAAAUCAGAAUCGGAAAUGUCGGAUCAUUCGUUGGUGAUAGAUGAGAGAAAGGCGAUUGAUGAAACGAGGAACAGUGAUGACGAUGCGGAUAAUCAAUACGAAAGGACGUUCGAGUUAGAAGAUCUGUACAGAGAAGAUAGUUCAGAGUUGGAGACGGAAGUUGAAGGAAAUGAAGAACUGACACCGACAACUGAGGAAGCAAAAGACAAAGUUGAAACACAAGCGUUGGAUGAUGAAAACGCAACUUUGCAAACAAAAAUUAUUCUAACAAAUGUGAAAGACGACUACGCACCGGAGAACGAAUUGAUUCCCUUGGAAGAAGCUUUGGAUCUUUUGGAUCGGCACAUUCUUGAAUCAAAAUCUGAGAAUGAUUCAAAACACUCGAAAAUCCAAACUGAGAAUGAUAGUAUUAAUGGUACUCUAGAUAUAAUGAACGAAGUUUCUAAUGAUGGAACUGUUAACAUGGAGAAGGAAAAUGAACAUUUAAAUCACAUAGAGGCACAAGAUGAGAAAGAAGAGCUAGAUGACGAUGUUCCAGCUUUACCUGAGAAACUAUCCAGCAACGAAAAACCACAGAAAGAAUCCGAUAACAAUCUUCCUCUUCAUGUAUUCCUUAGUAGAAAAGUGCAAGAAUCAAAGAAGAGAAAGCAACAGCAGUUAGAUAAAUUACGAGAAGAGCAGGAAAGGAUACUCAUGGACUUCCAGCCGACUAGAAGACAGAGAAAGUGCGCGAUAGGCAAGCAAGGAUUGUUAGCAGAAAUAAGCAGUUCAGACGAGGAAUCAUAUGCUAGAGAUAACAACAAGAAAGGAAGCGAUCACGACAAGUCGCGUAAGAAGCGGGAAUCGAAAGAGAAGAAAAAGGAGAGAUAUCUCGAGAAAAAACAUGAGCAAAUGAUCGCCAAAGAACAGAAAGCGAUCGAAGAAGAGAUUUUACGAGAAGUCGGUAAGAGAAAAGAGAUUUUCGCACAAAGCCCAGAUGUAGAUACCGCGUUAAAUAUCGAUGUAAUGGAAACCAAAAUCGUUUCCGGGCAGGCUCAUAAAAAGAAACACCAACCGAAGGAAAAGCAAAAGAAAAGCGGCGACGAGAAUAUUGAGAAGAGUAUGCAACACACCAUUAAUGAAUCUCCUCUUGACAGCUCAGAAGAUAAUGGUAACAAUUUACAUGCUUUUUGCUCUACAGAAAAUAUCAUAGACAACAAUGGUCAUUUAUCAAUUUCAUCCAAGCGAAAGAAACUCUCGAAAUCACCAACGAGACUGAAAAAAAUUCCCAAAUCCGGAGAGAACGGAAAGAUCUCGCCGAAGAAGAAUAAAGAAUCGACUGCAGAGAAAUCUAAGAAAACGUCCGCGAGCAAUAGCAAGGAUUCGAAAGAGCGCAGAUCGUCUAGUGGGAAACACGACUCUGACGAUGAAGAAUUAAAGACCACGAAGUCAUGGAACAAGGUUGAGGAGGGCGUCGGGGUGGCGAUCGGCAGACGAAAACGCACUGCCGCCCAUCAGUUAUAUUAUUGGUCCAGCUCGAGUGACGAGGAAGAGGCGCCGGAGCUAGUCCUGGUACCCGAGGAGGAAGAGGACGAUCGACAGGAGCAACAUGGCUGGAUAGUGGGCGAUUCCCAUAAGCGGAUGAUAACGAUGCUGGCGAUGGAGAAGCAGCAGAAAGAGAAACGACGUAGGAGCGAGGACGAGUUCGAAUCCGGCAAAUCGAAGAGCAAGAAACAUCGGAAUAGUACCUCUUGAUACGUGUUUCACGAUUAAAUUUGCACCGUAUGACAGACGCGAUAUUGACGAUUAUGUCAUCUCGGUUGUUUUCCUAGAAAUGCGAACUAUGGAGGCAAAAGUGCAACCAGAAGAAUUUGUCUCUUCGAUUAAAAUUAUUUCAUUUCACAGCGGUUAUCCGCAGGCAAUUCUAUUUAAGUAAAUAAUUGUGUAUAAGUGAAUGGUGCGAAGUUAUUUGUUGUGUUCGAUCUUUUUCUUUUUUUCUUGCAUAUUAGACGAUGAAUAUCGAACGAAUAUAAGUAACUCUCGAUGAAUGGAAAGCGUAAGAAGCGAAGAAAGAGAUAUAAAAUGUACAUAGCUGCUUGAAUUAGAAUAAAAAAAAAUUAGAGAUUAGAAAAAUAUCCUCCCGUUGCACUAAAAGUGUGUGUAUGUGUGAAAUAUACAUACACACAAAACUUGAGAUCUUAUAUAAAUAAUGCAAGUAUGCGAUAUAUAGACUGAACGUGAGAAGUAGUAGAGAGUGAAGAAGGCACCCCCUUAGACAAUACUAGGACACUUUGUAACAUUUAGUUACGUAGAGUGGAGCGAGUUUCCCACACACAAUGCGAGAAAAAUAAAGAAGAAAGAGGAGAAAAGAGGGAGAUCAGUCACAGCUGCUUAUUUAGAAAAGGACGACGUAUAAAACCGGGUCCAAUCAAGUUUAGCGCUUCUACGCAGCUUUUUGUGAUUCGUAAAAUAUAUUUCUUCGUGUAUUCUUGCAUAUUCUUAUAUAUUCGUAUGUAUUACAUAUCGCAAAAUGAAAUAAGAAAAAUAUGAAAAAUUUGAGGACGCGAUUCUAAAAAUAUCACGUCGAAGGAGUUUAAAUGCUUAUGAACGCGAACGAAUGCAAGAGGCGAAUUUGUUUGAAUUUUUAUUUUUACGAAUUUUUGUAGAUCUCAAGCUUAUAUAACAUGAAAUAAAACUACGGUUAUAUUCGAAAAAAAAAACAAAUGUUCGUUUAUAUGUGAAACGCGGACAUUAUUUUUUUUUCUUUCGUACUCACAUCAUGCACAUAUAAGACAUAAGUAUAUAGAUUUUCAUAUACUACGAAAAAAAUGUUAUAUAUAUGUUAUACGGAAAUGAAAGAAAAAAAAACAAAAAACGAUUAUAGACUUUAAUGUAAAUGUACUGCCAUAAUCAUAUUAUACGAAAAAAGCCUAUGCGAGAGAAAAAUAUAGUAAUUAAUAUUAUUCCUCUGUAAAGAUUCAAAAAAUCUCUAGCACAAAAUUAUAGGCGACGAUCUAAUGUAAAUAGAGCAUAUUUUCAAUGUGUCUGGAAAAAGUAUGUUUUGUAAUAUAAGGAUUGCAAAGAAAAAUAAAAUUAUU
Molecule: messenger RNA, 18843 nt
Organism: Camponotus floridanus (Florida carpenter ant)
Lineage: Eukaryota; Metazoa; Arthropoda; Insecta; Hymenoptera; Formicidae
Product: titin homolog
Molecular function (GO): DNA binding
Source: RefSeq, a predicted model, not a curated record